AUGUCUGGCACUAUUGUCAUCGAGAAGAUUCAGGGCCAUGAUGUCUCGGAAGACAUGCUCGCUCAAGCCGCAGAGCUCUUUUCCUCUGACUACGGAAUCUGGGGUCCUCUUGCUGAAGAGAAAAUGGGCACAUUUGGUAAAUUCUGCAAGCCGGGACGCCCCGUGAAGAUGUCCAAAAACCGUCUUCGUGAGCAGUCCCUUGCUCCGGGAACUGACAGCGUUCUGAUACGCGCUACGGUCGACGGCAAACUUGUAGGCCAUGCCUUUGCAACUUUCUGGGAUUUCGGAAUCCUCUCAUCCCAUCCUGCUACUAUUCGUGCUGCUCUGCGAGCCUUCGGACAUGGUAUCGAAAAGGUGGACUUGAGCGGGAUUAAAGAGCUUGUACCCGCCAUUAUGAAGUCCUCGCCAGUUCCUUACGUCAAGAUGGCUAGACCUACGGGCUCCUUGUUUGAUCAGGGUGAUCAGACAGGUGCUGUUUGCUGUGCUGACACUGCAUUCUGGGUUGAUCAUGCCGAGCCCCUGGCUGCGCUGAAUGUCAUCAAGGAGGACGGUAUAAAGUGGCCGUUUGGAGACUUGCCUGAAGGCUGCGAAUUCUUGGCCUUUGUUAAAGACCAGAUGGACGUCAAGGUAAUGUAG
Messenger RNA from Alternaria triticimaculans, 636 nucleotides. RefSeq lists its product as uncharacterized. The record is from RefSeq and is a predicted model, not a curated record. The coding region runs from base 1 to 636 and encodes 211 amino acids. The transcript is spliced from 4 exons. Lineage: Eukaryota; Fungi; Ascomycota; Dothideomycetes; Pleosporales; Pleosporaceae.